AGCUGGAGCAUCUUUGCCAUGAAUAUGUUUUAAAGAUAGCGCACAGUUGUUGCGGUGGUCUUUUUUUAAAAAUAAUUUUACUCGAGUCGGGGUCUUUGUUGGGACCGCCGGUCAGAAGAAAUAUUACGGCAAAUAGAGACAUCGGAAUAGUUUGGUGUUACAUCUGCAUUUUAUUUUUCUGUACGAUAGUAAUUAACCGCUUUGGCUAUGGUUACGACGUGCGUGAGGUUAGCUGUCACAGCUUUGGAACUUUGAGCGAAACGCGAAAAGGCGCGAGCAAGCGAAACACGCGAAGCACGCAAGCGCGGCAUCUUGUGCCGGCCCCGCUGUGCCUACGUCGGGAUUGCAUUGCGAGCGCCAGUUUUUACGUAUCGAGGGGCGCGACAGGCCUCACGCGCGUUCAUGUAUCUAUUUGCUUUAUUUCUUUCUCUUUUUAGCCGGUGCGGAGUGGCUGGGAGAUGCUCCAGCAGCGUCUUUGAGCUGUAUGGACUUCAGCAGACACGGGAGCGGGGUCGCUUUCGGAUUAAGAAAGCACUCCGCUUCAUAGUGCAUCACGCUGUGCAUCGUCUUCCAACCACCAAUCUUCUGGACGGUUUCCCGGACCGUUCCACCGAGUAGGAGUGCCUGGGCGCCACCUUUUCGGAGUCCGUGGAGGCAGAGGAGGUCGCGACUGCGGCCUUCCGCAAUGCGUUGCACCUUCGCCUUCCGGGUGAGGAACUUCCAGGUCGUGCGGUACUGCGCAACCGAUAGCCGCGCGUCGCCGCCGUCCUUGGUGAGUCGUUGCGCGGCCUCGACCGGGCACACGACGGGGUUUGCUGGGUCCGCCACGAGUCGCACGGUUCGCCCGACCCCUUCUGGGUCCGUUUUCGUGCGAUCUACUUCGAAGACAACCUCAUGGCCGCCCUUGGUCUUCUCGACCCCGAUGGUGGCGCGGACGAGCUCCUCGGGCCGCCACACAAGGCGGAACUGGCAGACCGCCAUGUCAACGCAGGCCAACUCGUCCACGGUGGUGGCCGCCUUCUGCAUGCUCUCGAGCAUGCUCGCGGCGACCGGCUCGUAGCUCUCCGCCGCGCGGUCCCUCUUGAGGGCGUUGUUGAUCAGCGUCGCGUAGGCCUGCUCCCCGAGGGAGAGCUCGUGAUGCCGCAGCCGGUUCUCGGUGCGGACAUGGGACACGUAGGCCGUCGCCGUGUUCGCGGCCAUUUCCCCGGUGUGAACCUUCACGCCCAGCCUGGCGGCAAAAAGCUCCAGGUUUGUAAUCGACAGCGGGAAAUCGACGAGGCCGCGAGCGGAGCACAUCUGCUCAUACUCCUGCACCGCGGAUGCCCUUGCGCUCGACGUCGCCUUCGCGUGCAUCUGGCCCCGGAGCAUGUCCAGGGCGGUGCCAUCGUCGAUCGCGUCCGACAUCUUUAUCUCGUUCCGGGAGGGUGGGCGGGGAACGAGAAACCAAAAGGCCCGCACGUCGUUGCCCGGAGCGGUGUCGUCUCCGUUAGCUGGCAGCGCUUAGCCUCAUUUUGCUAUUGAUAAAAGGGACGGACGCAAAAUAUCAAUUAAAAAUUGCAACCAACUAAUUCACUUUUGGAGUGGAAAAUGUGCAGAAAAUCGACCACCGGGUCUGGCUCUCGAGCGCGCCAUCGUAUGAUGGUUGCCUCAAUAGUUUUUGCGGGCUGCCGUGGGAUCUUUUUCCAGAGCGGAAUUUUUUUUGUCGACGCCGUCGCUUUCGUGGCUCCGCACAAGGUCAGCAAAAAGAGGUCGUCUACGGAAGGCGAGGAGCUCGCGACUCCGAAGACACGACCAAUCGUCUGGGCGGACGUAAAGGAAGAUGACGAAGAGGAACCAGCUCCAGUGCAACAGCCAUCAAGCGUACAAGGAGUUCAGGCGUCGCAAGAGGAACGCACUUCAUUUGCGCAACAAGGGCCUGCAAAUAAUAAUAACGCAAAUGCAGUAUUUUUACCGACACCAGAAGCUGCAGCCACAGUUCCUCCCCCGCCCGCACCCUAUGUGCGUUCGGCCGGCACAGAAGGGCACGAAUAUGGACAGUGCGCGCUUCUGCAUUGUAAGUACGCGGCAAAAGUAAGGGGGUGCAAAGACGGGGCAAACUGCGUGCGGUGCCAUCUAUGCCCGAGGGACGUUGGUAAACCGAGCACGUCGGAAUCGUCGUGGUCCUGGAACAAAUCAAAAAGGAGCUAUGCGACAAGAUGGUACAACAACGACCAGUGCGCCGGAGGACCAUGCUGGGCUGCUGAGGGCGGUAGUCGAAACGUCAAGACCCGCGGGGGCCCAGCUGGAGGUGGUUCUGGUUCGUCCUCCUCCGGAAGUGGCGUUAUGAGGGUCGAUUGACCAUAACCAUUCAGCCCAUUUAAGCCAUUCGCAAAAAAUGAAAAGCAAAACCGUAGGGGCUUGCUCUCCGGGGUCUUUUCCUGGGGGCAGGCUGGUUGCAAGUAUAGACCUACCCCUCGGCGCUGCGGAGCCUGUCUUCCUCGUCCCCGAACUUCGGGGCGUGGUCUCGCGGCUAAGCGGCGGGCUCCGCGUCAUGGCACGGCAAAAUAACCGAAAAUGACAAGGAGCCGAGCUGGAACGAGGGGACUUGUUGAUGAACAAUUACCGGCGUAGCUACUUCGUUUUGACUAAAUUCGGACCAUUUUUCGUUGUUGCAAAGUUGCGCGCUUCGGGUCGUCUUUUCGAUUUCGGCCGCCCGGCGCGGCGAGAGAAUUUGUUGAGAGAGGAAAAAAUGCAGCGCCUUUCAGGCCAGAAAAAAAAAAAUCUAGCUCAAAGCGCGCGCUGGCCAUUCGGGCCAUUCGAGCCAUUCGCGCGGGCCGCCAGGGAGCGGCCGGCGCACCGUUCAGGGGCAGUCCAUUCGACCCAUUCGCGCGCGCGAACGGCCCGAAUGGGCUGAAUGGAUCGAAUGGACCUAACGGCCUGAAUGGCUCGAGUUUUCGGUCCAUUUAGGCCGGCCCGGUGGGCCGCUCGAUCCAUUCGGGCCCUGCGAAUGGGCCGAAUGGGUCGAGUGGCUCGAAUGGAUUUCCGGUCGUUUUUCGAAUGGAUUGAAUGGCCCGCGGCUGAACGGGCCCGCGCGCCGGCUGGGCCGGCCUAGUCCGAAGGCCUGGCAGUCUGGCCGGAAGCGCUGUGGUGGAGGGCCGGGCGCCUCGUUUGCGUCAUAUUUUUUUGCCUGCUGGCAGGAUGACGGAAUCGAAAAUGCCAUAGAAGCGGAGGGGAGCAUUGGCUGGCGUAGCUGGCAUCUUGCGCUGCGUGCGCGUGGGCCCUUUGCUCCGGCCGAGCCUCGGGUCGUCGUUUCGCCACCAUCGCGUCUCGGCUUGGAUUCGCGGGAGUUGUGCGAGGGGUGGCGCACCAGGUCCCAGGUGGAGAUAAUCUGGAGCAGCAUUGCUGUCGGGCUCCGUGGAGAUGAAUGGCCGAAAUGUUCAGCAGUGCCACGACCGGGAACACAGAUGGCGGAGAAGCUGGCCCCGCGACCAUUCUGGCUCAAGUUGGUUUGCAUGGAAAUUUUUUUUUUUUUCUUCAAUGGUCUAAAUGGCUCGAAUGGUUCUGGUUCGUCCUCUUCCGGAAGUGGUGCACAACGAUUGUUCCCCACAGACAGCAGAAAAAUCGGAUUCGGAUCGCUGGCCAGUCACCCGAGCAACAGGGCAGCUGUGGACCGAAAGGAGCGGAGUGAUGCUGCAGACGCGACGCCUCCGAACGCGGACACUGCAUCGACGAGGACCAGUCUGCCUUCCAAGGGCUCGUUUUCUUCAAUUUCGGAGUUGUACGAUCCCGACCGAGCAGACCGGGCGUGGCAGAAGAAACAAGUGCGUCGUGGUGGUAAUCGUGGCAGAGGAGGACGGGGGCGCGGUAGAGAUAAUCCGUGUGCAGAAGGAACAGAAGCCUCUUUGUCCGACGACGCCUCUCCCACUGAGGAACAAUGGCAAGAAGACCCUGCAUUCCGGGAAUCGGAAUCGGCAAUGCAAGCAUUUCCGCCAGGCGACUUCGUUUCCGCAAUGGAAUCGGACGAAACUACUUUGCCAGUCUCGAUGGUGUGGGUUGGUGCUGAUGGCACUUGUGUUGUGUCUCCCGCCUCGCCCGGCGAAUGCGAACAGUUCGGGUUUGCACUAACUAGUGCACCAGAACAGAUGCAAAUGAUGGAAUCACAGUCGUGUUAUUUCGUUCCGGCACAGACGAGCGGCGAUAUGCAGAACUGCUGGAGCCCGGCGGAUUAUGAUCAAAGCGAAGAGUAUGGUUCCAUAUCUUGCGCCGCUGUUCCUGUUGUUGUACCCGAUGCGCCCUGCUAUGCACUCGCAGAUGCUGUGGCGCAAGGGGUUCAUGUUGACAAAGACUACUUGCAACGACAAAAGGAAGAGGAAUGGAGCAAAUUUGCUUUCCAGGGCGGCCCACAGUCCGGGCUGACAGGUGGGUGUUUUGUUCCGCCACCUCCGGUUCCGGUUGCGCAAGCGCGACGUGAAGGGGCGGACUCGGUGGGAUUCAUUUCUCAGCUUCCCUUUCGUCCGACAGAAGGUGCAGGGGCUCUUCCACCGUCACCCUUUUCGCCCGAGAUAUCGGGAGUAGUACCGGUCCUGCUACCAUUCUACCAGUUUGAUGAAACCGCUACUACUCCUACAUACACAAGCCAUCAUGGGAGUAUGACGGUCCCUGACGACUUGCGAGCAGAAGGAGCGUCGGAGCGACUUCGCGACACGAGAUCUGCCACUGCCGGUACAGCUAUGUCUUUACUUUUUUGAUUUUAAAGUGGAAAAAUUCGUACUCGUAGUCGAAACAAGGUUCUCGAGCACGCAAAAAUAAAGUGGAUUGAUCCCACAAAAAUCAUCAUUGAACAGGCCACUCUGCUCUUGCUGAGCAAGUCAGCCCAUCCCCCGAAGUCGGGCAGCCCAGUGACGAAUCUUCUCUGGAGGCCCUAUUUCCACCGUCAGCUUCUUCUGGUGCUUCUUCGACAACCGAGACGUUUCACCAGACGAGACAGUAUUUUUUUCUUCAGUACCUUCGAUCGAGACGACGGCUUUUGUAUAAGUAUACCUCCUAGAAGUAGAAGUUUGAUAUUUUUGUCAGUUGAAAAAAGCCACCUAGACACCGAAGCAAAAGUUGAAUUUCGAAGUGCAAAAUGUACUUACAGCACGAGCUCAUCUGACGGGGAAGAGGGUGACCUGGGUGUCCCUGGCACACCGAAAGGCAUUUCUUUGCGGGCCUGGGCGGAGAUCAACGGGGAGUCGAUGAGCAGACAAAGACAAGCUGUACAGCCCACCACCGGAAAAAUGGCCAGCCAAGGACAUGUGAGCGAGGCGAUCACGUCAAAGCCUGGACGAGUUGCUCACGACAUAACGUGUGCUACUACUCGUGAAGAUCAUUCUAAGAGCGGGAGACCACGGCGCAAACAAGCCAUCUUGCGGCGGACCCGAAGUGAGAGCCGUUUCGAUCGGCAGCCACUCCGGCUGGAGAGUCGUGACGCCGAAGCGAUCGAAGGCGCAGCGCAAGCAAUCGCGGCUCCAGCAGAGAGUGGAGGAUCGGUGCGCACUAGCAGCCGGCGUGCGGACCGUAGAAGCGGUGGGUUGGGGGAUCCGAAUGCAGAAGACUCGGACUCCGGGUAUGGUUCGCUCAGGGGUUACAAUCUCAACGUUAUCCUGAAAAUCGAGAUCUCUACCGGAAAUGCUGCAUAAGCAUAAAAUCUGUACCCGGUCCUCUCCCGACAGAAAUUCCCAUGCGACGUUCUCGAGCCCAAAACUACACUACAAUCUGGCGUAAUCAAUGUGUAUUGCGAAAAUCGCAAAGCUCUAGGUUCUCACCUCCCGAAAAUCCAGAUUUCCUUCAUAACGUUUGAGAUUGUAACACUUGAGAUCGUGAUACCAGCAUGGACACGGGAGACGAGCUCAAACCCGAAAACACAUUGAACCCACACAUGCCGGAGCUUCGAGAUCACAUGCAAGUGCAAAGCAUGACGUAACAUGCGAGCAUCACGAGCAAGAAGUUCUCUCUCUGCCUGGCCAUCCGCUAAGAAAGUCAAAAUUGCACCACCUCAUAUUUAGCAGGCUGAACAGAAUUAAAAAUCGCGGAAUGUAUAAUUUCCGUAUUACUCGUCGUCGUCGUCGUAUAGUACAGCUGCGGUUGGAUGUAGUUACUAUUGGAACGGGACUAAAAAAAUAAGGGAUAAGCCAGACAAGAAGCUUGCCACAGUUGAAACCACCUGUCGCGCUACUUCGUUUAUUAGUACUUGAACGCGCUUUUUUUUUGUUUAUAGUUUAAGUUCAAGUUGCGGAGUGGCCAACGUUACAGGAUACGAUAGUUUGCAUGUGCGCAAGACGCAUGUUGUGCGGCUGUAUUGCGAAAUUUCUACAAGGUGAUGCGCACUUGCAGCUGUCGAAGCAAUGGCAAAGGUCUAUUUGCGCUAUCUAAGCGCGAUGAAGAAAGUCCAUGUAGAUAUGGAACAGUGAUGUAGUAGAGGUGUAAACACAGAUAAUCUCUUCGGAGCGACGGUUUCCGAUAGAGAACCAGCCAUAUGAUCACAUCAUAACCGCGCGGAACUGAAAGAAACUGUGAAAGACCACCCCCGCCCUGGUGCCACUGGAUUUGCCUUCUUAAACGAAUGGCCACGUUGACUUUCUAUGUCUCACCGCUAGGUGGAGCUUUGCUGUUUUGCUUUUGUGGCGAGGGGCGGGUAGGGCGGACGAUUGCAGCAAUGCCGAGCAGAAGAAUAGGUUUACUAUGUUGAUCUUGGUUGUGAGAAUUACGAAUUAUCUUUGCGAAGUAGACAAUGAUGACACCAGAAAUGACCGUCCGGCCGGCGCUGGCCGGGCGCAAAACAAAUACUUUUUACUUACGUACUUUUUUAAUGAAUUUUCUACGUGCAAUUAAUGAGCAGCGGCGCUUGUUUAAUACGUGCUGACACGCAGAGGCAGAGGACUUGAUACGCAAAUUAUACCGAUUCCGAGGCCGACAGACGUGCUUAUAAAAAUGAGAACGAGGAAGAGGGGUCUGACCUAAUAUCCAUCUUCUAGUGCCACCACCGUACUUUGAAGAACAUAUGCCGCACUUUUGAGCUCGCACUUAAUCUUGUUUUGAUGUUUUGUGCCGGGAGAUCACAAAUCUCAUCGCGUAGCAACACGAAAGACAAAGCUGCUGUCGCUUUUGAUGCAUGACCGAUUCGUCGACGUAUCUAGUGAACCGGAUGCCAGGAUGGAUGUUAGGCUCAUACAUGAUGAUCAUCGCACGGGAACUGCAUAAAGAGGACUAGAUAUAUAGUGAAAAGCACAUAACGCGGAAGCAUAAGAACCAUCAAGCACCCAACUGUGACUUGCGAUCAGAAGACUUCGACUUGCAAAAGCGUCUCCGCGAGUGGCAAGACUUCCAAAACGGAAACAAACAUGAAGAACAUUCGCUGCAUCGUCCGAAUCAAUUGUAUGAAUAGAUAAAUCUGCAACUACAAGCGACAUUGUAUGUGUUUCACGUCCAUAACCAUAUCAGCUCUCCGCGCCACUCUUCUCACUGGAUG
Molecule: messenger RNA, 7486 nt
Organism: Amoebophrya sp. A120
Lineage: Eukaryota; Dinophyceae; Syndiniales; Amoebophryaceae
Source: the annotation of a GenBank genome assembly